Messenger RNA from Saitoella complicata NRRL Y-17804, 1145 nucleotides. RefSeq lists its product as uncharacterized. The record is from RefSeq and is a predicted model, not a curated record. The transcript has a single exon. Gene Ontology annotation, molecular function: protein serine/threonine kinase activity. Gene Ontology annotation, biological process: protein phosphorylation; positive regulation of Ras protein signal transduction. NCBI's taxonomy places the organism in Eukaryota, Fungi, Ascomycota, Saitoellomycetes, Saitoellales, Saitoellaceae. Bases 48 to 1145 code for a protein of 365 amino acids.
CCGAGAAAACACAAAGUCUACGUUACACCUCCAUUCAUUUGAUCUCCAUGCCAAUCGCUACAGCUCCACAACGAAAACGAACAGGCAUCGCCGCACUCUUUCCCGUUCGGAAACCAUCCGUGCCUGUUGUUAGGAGAGCGGGAAGCUUAAGCGUGCGAGCCAAUGACGACGGGGAAGAACGAGAUCCAGAUGUCUUCAAUCGACGACAGAAGCUUCAGUUGUUGAGGAAUCAGUCGAGUAGUCAAGUAGAUGAGGACGACCUAGAAAUCCUCGAAUACGAUCUCGCACCCCUCCCCCUUCCCCAGGAAAUAUCCGACGUCCUCGCCGGGUUAUCGUAUCUCCUCACCCACCGCUACCCCCCCUUUGAUCCCUCGCGUCUAUCCCGAGGAGUAGUGGCGAGCACGCUCAACAUGCGACGCUGCAUGCCAGACGUCGUCCCUGUCGCGAGUAUCCGGGCACUGUUGAAGGAUGGAACGAUGGUUGAGAGGGAGGUUAGUCGCUUGGCCGCGGAGGGGCGGGUUAGGGUGUUGGAGAUGAGGGCGCUGGGACAGGGUGAGCUUGGUGUUUGCGAAGCACCAUACUAUCUCCAACAAGUAAAGACACGCGCGGAGGAGCUGGAGGAGGAGGCGGCGCGGACGGGGAAGGAGGAGACAAUGGCGGCCGUCGACGCACUCCGCGCAUUUGCGGAAAUUCUGAAAAUGAAUCCAACCGGAUUCCCGACCGCGAAUUUCCCUGUUAAUGGACGGCUAGAGGAAGGACAGCUGAGGCAUUUAAUCACACAAGGCUUCCUCGCUCUCGCACCACACUCCACCCCCGGCGCCGGCCACCUCCCCCUCUCCACCUCCACUCCUUACACAUUCUCUCACCCCUACCUCGGACUCCUCAUUCGUCAUUCGCUGCUGGGACGGCAACACAUCAUUCGCUCGAUAACACGAAAUAAAGCCAAGACGAAGGCGGGGGUGGUGUUGGAGAGUAUGUUGAAGGAGAAGGUGGGGAAGGAGUGUGGGUUUGGGGUGGGGUGGGGUGGGUGUUGUGGGAGUGUGUUGGAGGGGGGUGGGUGGAGGUUGUGCGGACGCCUGUCGGGCGGGGGUUUAGGUUGGGAGGGAGGAGGGAGUGAUUGGAAUAGAGAACGAGAUGUCCAUUGA